This is a messenger RNA of Aphis gossypii (cotton aphid), 1881 nucleotides long. RefSeq lists its product as uncharacterized. The record is from RefSeq and is a predicted model, not a curated record. Gene Ontology annotation, molecular function: zinc ion binding. Lineage: Eukaryota; Metazoa; Arthropoda; Insecta; Hemiptera; Aphididae.
AUGCAUACAGGCAUAUCAGAGUCUAUAAGUAUCCAUGAAACCAAAUUGGAAUUAGAGUAUGGUAUGAAUUCUGAAGAACUAGCUGAUGCUUCAAUUAACCCUAAGUAUAGGACCGUUCGUCAUUGGUAUGACACUUGGAAAUUAAAUAACCUCGGAUCUUCUACUGAACUUAGUGUAUUACAGAAACUUGAAGAUAAGAAAACCGAUUAUGAAAAAUGUGGAAUUAUUGUAAGGUUUAAUGAAAAUCCAUUUGCUAGACUAAUGGUCACUCCUAUUAUGCAAAGAGCUCAUAAAUUAGCUUUUUCUAAAGAUAUUGCUUUUGCAGACAGUACUGCGUCAUGUGAUACUCAGAGUCAUUCUGUUACAUUUAUGCUAACAUCAUGUGGUAUUGGAGCUAUUCCUCUGGGAAUGUUUAUAACAAAAGGACAAACAGUUGAUGACUAUAAGACUGCAUUUUCAUUACUAAAAGAUUCAGUUCCUAAUAGUUUUAAUGGCCAAGGCUUUCCAAGACAUUUUAUAAUUGAUGAUAGCGAGGCAGAAAGACAAGCACUAAAAUCAAUUUGGCCACAAUCAAAUAUUUUGCUUUGUAGGUUCCAUGUAUUACAGUCAGUUUGGAGAUGGUUAUGGGAUGUAAAACAUAAUAUCAAAAAUGAACACAGACAAUUGUUAUUUAAAUUAUUUCAAAGUAUUUUAAUUGCACCUGAUUAUAAUAGUGCUCACAAUGCCUAUACUACUGCUACUGGCAAAAUAAACACUAUAAAUAAUAGUAUAAGUGAUGAAAUUAUACCUCUUAAGUAUGAAAAAUGGGUGAAAUAUAUGACUAAUUAUUGGGCGAGGAAAGAAUUAUGGUGUCUAGCUUUUAGAGAUGCUACUGUCCAUGGUAAUCAGACCAAUAAUUUUAGUGAAGUUAAUGUACGGAUUUUUAAAGACAUAAUACUCUCUAGAAAUAAGGCAUAUAAUGCCAUUGCACUGGUGGAUUUUAUUUGUACUGGCCUCGAAGAUUACUACUUAAGACGUUUAAGGACUUUUGUUAAUGGUAGAAAUGACACAGCUCGAUUGCUUUUUGAAGAUCAAAUAAAAAGAGCUGUUUAUAUUAAUAAAGAUUCAAUAGAAAAAUUGCCUAACAAUAUAUUUAAAGUACCAUCAGGGUCCGAUUGUAGUUAUUAUGAAGUAGAUGUCACUCAUGGAUUUUGUACUUGUUCCAAAGGAAACUUGGGAGCUUUUUGCAAGCAUCAGGCAGUAGUAUACUAUCACUUUAACAGAGCCAUGCCUAAUUUACCAGCUAUUACUGUCGAUUCUCGCUAUAUGCUAGCUAAAUUAGCUUUUGGAGAAAAUGUACCUGAAAUAGCAUUUUAUAAGCCACUUCAUCUUGAAAAAAAUAAUUGUCAAUCUAGUGAAGAAACAACAGAAAUUGUUGAAGAUAAUAUAUUAUCAUCUCCAAUAAGAAAUACUGUAGUUGAAACUGAUGAUCAUCUUGAUAAUCAUAAUAUUGAUCAACAGUCGGAUGAAUAUGUUAACCAGAUUCAAGAAUUAAUAAAAACAAAUUUUGAAAAAUUUAAAAGUAAUACUUCAGUUUCUAUACUCUCUAAAUGUUUAGAUCGUUUGAAGAAAGUUAAGUCGAUUGCUACUUGGGAAUCAUUUUUGAGUACUGCUGGUAGUACUAUAUCACUAAGACAUCGAUCUCGUGCCACUAUUCAUGUACAGCCUACUACCAUAAGUAGAAGAAAGCCAGGUGUCACAAGAGGUAGUAAACGUUUAUUAGUAGGACGACCAGUGAAAACAGACAAUAACAAAAGAAAUGUAAUAAAAAGAAAAAGAAAUUUAGCCGAAAAUGUGAGGAAAAAUGUCCCAAAUGCCAAAGGUCAUUAUUUCUAUUACUAG